AUGUUGGCGCUCCAGCGGCACGCGGCGCGCUCCGGCGCCAAGCAGGUGGCUCGCUUCUCGGCUGCGGCGGCCGCUACUGCUGCCCAGGACGCGUUUGCGGACGUGCUGCAGCUGGCUCUGCGCGAGACGGAGGGAUCGCGCGCGUCCCGGCGCCUGCGCAAGCAGGGCUUCCUGCCGGGCGUGCUCUACGGCGAGGGCGAGGACGGCAAGGACGAGCGCGUGCUGGUCUCGUUCCCCACGCGCACCUUCGAGCGCAUGCACCGCAAGCUCUGGACGUCCAUCGAGAACCAGGUCUUCCAGGUGCAGGUGGACGACCAGCCGCCGGUCAAGGCCUACAUGCGCGACGUGCAGCUGGACCCCGUGACGGACGUGCCCGUGGCCGUCAACUUCCUGCGCUUCAAACCCGGCCGCAAGGUGUCCAUCCCCAUCACGUACCUGAACGAGGAAGGCAGCCCCGGCCUCAAGCGCGGCGGCUUCAUCAACCACAUCCACCACUCGCUCGAGUGCAGCAUCUUCACGGACGACAUCCCCACCACGCUGCAGAUCGACGUCAACGGCCUGCACGUGGGUGACAAGGUGUACCUCGAUGCCAUCAAGUUCCCGGAGGGAGUGGUGCCCAACAUCCCGGAGGGCUCGCUGGUCGCCAAGAUUGCUGGCCGUCGCGGUCUCAUCCCGCGCGUGGAGGCCGUGGUCGAGGAAGUGGUGGAGCAGAAGGUGGAGGAGGACGACGACGAGGAGUUCGACGACUGGAACGACAUCUUCUAG
Molecule: messenger RNA, 765 nt
Organism: Phytophthora sojae
Lineage: Eukaryota; Oomycota; Peronosporomycetes; Peronosporales; Peronosporaceae
Exons: 1
Coding region: 1-765 (254 amino acids)
Biological process (GO): translation
Cellular component (GO): ribosome; cytosolic large ribosomal subunit
Molecular function (GO): structural constituent of ribosome; 5S rRNA binding
Source: RefSeq, a predicted model, not a curated record